AUGCCAAAAGGCUGGACUUUACUGGGUUUGGACUGCUUUGGGGCCUUGUCAGGAGCGUUUGGGCUUGAUAUAAUGGAACAAAGCCUGCCUUUGUUUAAUGGGCAUUCGAUGGAUGGGGGCACAAUGGAAGCCAAAAAUAGCAGUUUCGAAGGAAUUUCUGUCAGGCCGGCAGACGUGGAUAAAUUGGGGAAGAAUGAUAAUUUUUCUGCAAUGGAUAAUGAUAAAGAGGUGCGUGAAUUCAGCGUCCAUGAGACGAACAUUGUGGAGGGUCAAGUAAAGCUCAAACUGAAAACAAUGCGACCCACAGCUAAGAAAUCACUGAAAGAAAGUCCAGCUAGUAAAGCCAGUCGUCCGUCUAUUAAAAUUACUAUAAAGCCGCCAGUCACUGCCAAGUCCGGAGAUUGUGGUGGGAAUGAGGAGGCCGUGGAAGCUGUUGACAACAGCACUGUUAAAACAGUGCGCAGACGGGGAAGGUCCAAGAAGGCGGUGUGUUCAGCGAUAACAAGGGAAAGCGAUGUUGUGAAACAUAGCAAGGAGAAAGACGUGAAAAGUAUAAAAACAGUUGAGAACUCAUUGCCAGGAUGUAAUUUGGUAAUUGGAAUAUCAAAUGAUAGUUUUAGUGCGGAGAAACCACGGACAUUAGCUGAAAAAAGCAACACUUCAAAGAACAAAGAUUCAUGUCACCAAACAUGUGCACCUAAAAAUUCCAGGACUCUUGAAAGCAGAAUGGAUAACUUAUUAAUGAUUGUACCUGAGUACAAAAGAACACAAAAUUUAACUUGCAGCGGGUUUAUCGACUCGCCUGAGAGUUUAGUCUCUGAUGGUCUAGAUGGGUUUGACUCUCUUCUUACUGUGUCAACGUGUGACUCCAUUACCAUGACAACUGGUGCCAUAGAAACAGUGAAUGAUGAGGAUGUGAUAGGCACAGUAGGUGGAGGUACUGGUGAGGACACUGGUACUAAUUUACCAAUACCUAUUGAUACUGGCAUGGUCAUUGAAAUUUGCGAGGAUGUGGAAGGCACAGGACCAGUCAUCACGGAGGAUGAUUCAAUAGAUUUCGGAUAUAGGUCCUACGCUCAUAAUUUUGGUGCUGAUGCUGUUAUGAGUGAAAAAGACUCUGAUAUCACACCCAAUGUCACAAGUGAUGAACAGGAAAUUGAAUGCCAAGUUGCAGAAAGUGCAUCAAAGUCUACAGCUAUAAGUAAAAACAGUGCAACUUACAGUGUUCAUACUGGAUACAGUCCAAAAGUUAAAGCAUCAUUACAACCAAAACAAAGUCCAAAACCAGUGAAAGUCAGCCCUAAGGUUCGGAAAGGAAAGGAGAAAUUAUCAACUCCUGCGGUAGAGAAACAUUCAAAUGCACCUGUUCCUGAGGCUGCAGCAACCACUGAAAGUCAUUUGCAUCAUGGAAUUAAGACCCUGGGAAGUAGAAAAUUGUCUGUGACUAAGCAAGGUAAACAAGCUGAAAAUCCAGGAACGAAGGCUAAAACAAAAUAUAGUCCCUCAAAGGAUAUCAGUGACGUUAAGGGAACAAAAUCGAAGAAGUCAUCUACUGCCAAAGACUCUACAACCCAAAACAUUUGCUCCGACACAUGCACGAGUGUUGGUACUAAAUCAAAGAAGACAAAACUAACUGAUAAGGAAGAUGUUAUUACAAAAUCAAAAUCUGCCACGAAGCGUAAAGAUACAAAACAGGGUUGUGCAGUGGCGGAAUCCGCAGACAUUUUCACUGAAGACAAAUUAAUGAAUUUUACACUAGAGCAAGUAAUUGAGCCAGAUAAAACUAUUACAAAAAAUGUCAGGACUAAAAGCAAACCUGUAAAAAGCAGAAAGAAAAUUAUUGAAUCAGCAGCAUCAGCAGCCUCAUUGCCUGAACUUGAACUAGAAGAAGCAGUUACGGCUUCAAAGUCAAGUUCCAAUGUGCCAAAUAAACCACACAAACGAACAGUAAGGAACUCCAAAUCAAAAAAAGGAAACAAUAUUUCUCCUAAAUUGAUAGAUAAACAUGGAGACAAUGUGUUUACUACCCUCUCAGUAUCUGUAGAGGAAUCAAACAAUCUAGAUGGAGUGGCAACAGUUGAGUCAUCAAGGAGCAGCCCAAAACAAUCUCCCAAAUCAAAAAGUAAAAAAAAGAAGAGGAAAUUUCAUAAUGAUCAAUUUGAUAAUGAUGUUAUUAGGGAUGAAUUUGUUUCCGUUUCACCUGCACAUGAUGUGCAUAAUAAAAAGAAAAAUUCAACAAGAACGUUAAUUUCUAAAGGAAAACGAGGGAGACCUAAAAAGAAAUUUGAUCAAGAUAUCUCCCUAAAAACUGUUGAUCCCUGUAUGCCAAAUCUUGCAGCUGAGGAACUCUUCUCCAUUCAGUCUUCGCCACAUGCUUCUCAUUUUGAAAAAAGAAAAGAGAAAACACCAAACUCUAAAAAGUCACGCAUCAAAAACAAAGAAAGUUCAACUGGCAAAUCGGAAUAUUUCACAAAGAAAAUGGGCAAUGUUGUAAGCCCAACAUCUUCGAGAAAGAAAAAGAGAAAAAUUGAAGAUGUUGAUUCACUUAAUUUUGUUGAACCUGUGCUCGAGAAUGAAAAGAGGGACAAUAUUACAGUCACUUCAGGCACAUCUCCAUGUGCCUCAAGUGCAAGCACACAGACAGUUAGCGUUACAGCAAGCAAUACGUCCAGUACUGAACCACCAAAGAUUUGCCUCAAGGAGAUCGCUGUGCAGACAGAUGAGUCUAGUCUUUCAUACUUCAACCAUGGUUACAUGCGGAGAUACAAGAAACUGAAACGAUCAAGAGACUUUAAUAAAAAAUCUUACUCAACUACAAAACUUAUCCGGCCAAGAACUUUUGGGUUUGAAAGGCUUUCAUCAGUUGAGCCUUUAGCGCCACCUCAGGACUUUCCUAUCCAUUCUAAACAAAAGGAGCAAACUCCCUCACCUCAGAGUGAAACCACAUGUACAAGUGAGGAAACACUUUUCAGCGACAGUGGAAUUGGUACGGAUAAUAACAGUAAUUCUGAUCAUUCAGUAGAUAAACAAGGACACAGUCGAAGAAAGGCAAUGUCUUCAACAGGUUCAGAUAUUCUUAGUGAUGUAGUUGAACCAGAUAUGUCUGAUGUAUCGGCACCUGCAUCAUCAUUUGGUUCCCAUCCUGAUCAUUUCCAGGAUAAACACCACAAGAAGCACAAGUCACAUCAUAAGAAGAAACACAAGCAUUUAAGACCUAUACACGAAAUUGACCCAGCUCUUCAGGCUGAGUUAGACUCUCUGCUGGUGCAGAUGAAGGACUUGAAAAUCUCAAAAUCAAAUAGGCAUAAACUAAUGAAAGGACGAAUAGGUACAACACUGCCAAAAAAUCACCUUAGUACCAUUGCCAAGCUUAACACAUGCUUUCCAUACAUGAGACCUCUUCAUCUGACCUCAUGGACCAGUCAUAAGAUCAAGAAAGCAAAACAUAAACGAAGCAGAAAAAUGAAAUUGAAGGCUCUCACGAGGAAGGAAUUGAAAGAAAAGAGAAAAAGUAAAAAAAAACUGAAGAGGAAGGAGAAAAAAGCUGGAAUGUGGGAGGGGAAGGAUAAGGCUUUUAAGAUUAAUGAUUUUCCUGAAAUGUUUGAUCAUCCUGUGUUUGAUGAGGAAAAAGCUGAGGAGGAUUUCAUUGAGGAUAUUUCUAUUGAUGACUUCCCAAAAGAUGCAAUUGAUGAUGCAAUAGAUGCUUGUCUGGCAAAAUACAUAGGAGAUGACAAUAUAGUAUUACAAACUAGAGGAAAGCGAGGUAGACAUAGAAAGUCAUUGGAGAAUACAUCCAAAGCUGUUUCUACUAAAGAAAAAAGUAGAUCCGUCCGAAAAAUUGGAAGACCCAGAAAAAUAUCCUCUGUAGAUGAUGCAGAAGCGAAUCUCACAAGUGAAUUUUUUACAAAGGAAUUAAAGCAGCUGAAACAAAAAGAUUGCGUAACUGUUGAAAAGAGCAGUGAAUUACCCAGCUUAUCGACAAAAGAACAAUUCUCUAAGAGUGCUAAAAAGCAGGGUUCUAAGAAAAGCAAGGAGACUGUAAAGAAAACUGAGAAUUCUGGAAGUCUGGAUAAAUCAUUGGUGCAGCAAGAUGCUAAUGAAAGUUUUUUAAAGGAACCUGUUUUGUCAGAUCUAUCAAAAACGACUGUUGAUGAUGCUAUCGAAUCAUGUAUCAUGAAAUAUACAUGUUCACAAAAUACUAAUGAUAGUGAUUUUGAUGAUGAUGAUGAUGAUGGUGAUGUGGGUUUUGUUGAUUCUGAUAGUUCAGAUAGCGACGAGCCUCUCUCUAAAAUCAGGGAUCACAGUCGACGAGUACAAAGAGCAAAAGCGGAGGAAGAACAGCAGUUGGAGGAUUCAAUAGAUAAAGCUAUUGAAGCAUGUUUACAAAAAUUUACGACAGAAGAGGGAAAAAAAUUAUCCCUGACUAAAUCUUGUGUGAGUAAGGGAAGUGAAAAAACAACCAAAAUCAAUUCAAAGCAAAAGGGUUGUAGACAGCUUGAAGGGACUUCAGUUGUUGACAGUUUUGAUGAUUUGCUUGGCACAAAUACUGGGGAUUAUUGUAAUUCGAGUGAGAACAAAGUACCCAAGAAGGUGGGUAAAACUUCUAAAAAAGUACACAAUCCGCCAGUGAAAUCUAGGACUAAACACAGUGCCAAGAGACAAAGAAGUAGAAAACUGUUGUCAAGCGCAUUACAAAGACAGAGAUUGGCUAUUAAAAAGUCUAAACUCAAGCAGAAAGCUUCCCAAGAGAAAAAGAAAAAAACGAAUGAAAAUUUUGUGAUGGAAGACAUAGUUGCAGAGAGUGGGCUAUCACUCGAAGAGGAAUAUCUUUCACAGCAGCUUUCACGGAAAGGUACUCAUCGAAAGGUUGUGUGUGACGAUUCGGUUAUCGACGCUAUUAACACAGUCGUGAGGAGAGCUCAAGGCCAGAAAAAAGCUUCAGGAAAAAAUGCUAAAUUAUGUGGACUGAAACAAAAAUCUGCAGUAAAACGUCGCAAAGAUUGUGCCUCAGAAAUACCAAAGAAACGGAUAAAAUUGCAGAAUAAAAAGACGUCCAGAGCCAAAGGCAUUAAUGGGAAGACUGACCAGAAAAAGAAAGCGAACAAGAAAGAUUACCCUGGAGAAAAGAAAUUGGUUACCACCAACAAACAGGAGCCUCGUCCGCCUAAAAAAAAGUACUGGAAGGCAGGCAUCUACUCUGACGCCUACAAGCAAGACCUACCUAAAGGAAGGAAGAAUGGUCUCACCAAAAAUGGAAAUGAAAACCAUGAACCAAGUCGGUGUGAUCAUGGAUUACUUCCCGCUCCUAUUCACGUUGGCAAGUAUUUACGAGAAAAGAGAGUGGAUUUUUCAUUACCUUAUGAUAUAUGGUGGCUCCACGAUAUGGACAAAUUGCCGCCUAAAAACGAUGACAGUAAAUAUAAGAAGAUCAGAUCAAAUAUUUAUGUUGAUGUGAAACCGUAUUCUGGUCUAGAAGCAGUUAGCUGUAAUUGUAUGAAACCAACCAACGGUAUUGAUAGAGGUUGUGGUGAUGACUGUAUUAAUAAAAUGGUAUUCACUGAAUGCUCACCUAAUCUGUGUCCCUGUGGUGACCACUGCUCUAAUAUGUCAAUUCAGAAACACGAAUGGAUUACAACGUUAGAAAGACUUCCUACUGAAAACAGAGGAUGGGGAAUCCGAACAAAAGAUGCCAUAAAAAGUGGACAGUUCAUCUUGGAAUAUGUCGGGGAGGUGGUCAGUGAGAAUGAAUUUUGGCAACGUGCCAUGAAAAAUUAUCAGAAUCGUCGUCAUCAUUACUGUUUAAAUCUCAAUAGUGGAAUGGUGAUUGAUGGAUACCGAAUGGGAUGUGAAGGGCGCUUUGUAAACCACAGUUGUGAACCCAAUUGUGAAAUGCAGAAAUGGUCUGUCAAUGGUGUGUACAGAAUUGGUUUGUUUGCUCUUAAAGACAUUCAGCCAGGAAGUGAACUGACUUAUGACUAUAAUUUCCAUGCAUUUAAUUUGGAAACUCAGCAAGAGUGCUGUUGUGGUAGUGAUAAAUGUAGAGGUUUUAUUGGUGGAAAAUCACAGGCUCAACAACGAGUCAAUGGCGCAUUCAAGAAAGACAAAAAGACAGCAUCAGGCAAGACUACGAAAAGAGUUGGAAGACCACCUAAAGAUCAAGAUAAACGAAAAUCAAAAGAAACUAUCAAGAAACGGGAGUACAGGAGAGAUGAGAGCCCAAUGAAACCUCAGCAAAUCCACCUGCCUAAACCACUCUCUGUCAGAGAGAUGAAUAUGGCGGCUGAUAACCACAUUUUCUUGCUAAGAAACAUUGAAAAAGUCAAACGAAUGAAAGAAAGAUUACUGAAAGCCAAGAAUAAUAAUGGGCCAAAUGGAAUGCUCAAAGAAAGUGGUCGCGAUGUGUUCAUGGCUCAGUUCACCGCACUGAAAACGUCACGAUCAGUGAGAACACGGAGACUAGCUGCAGCAGAAGAAAAUAUUGAAGUUACAAAAAUUGCUAAAUUAGCCCAAGUGUUUAAAGAUAUAUUUACAACGAUCUGUGAAGUUAAAGAUCAAGAUGGACAUCUCAUAGCCACACCACUUAUGAAUUUACCAUCAAAGAAAAGGAAUACUGAUUACUAUGAGAAGAUAUCGGAUCCCAUAGAUCUCAAUACAGUUGAACAGAACAUCAUGACAGGGCAGUAUAAAACUGUGGAUGCAUUUGAUGAUGACAUCAUGAGAGUUUUCUCCAACGCUGAACUUGGUUCUAAAUUCUAUGGUCAGAAGAUUGAUUUCACUAAAGAUAUUGCUAAACUACGCAAGGCAUUCCAGGUGGCUAAAUGUGAAACAAGCGAUCAGAUUGAGGAGAUACUUGGGGAAGGCUCAAUAGAUGGCGAUUCAAACAAAGAUUGUAAAGAAAAAGUGGAGGACGAAGAAGAAGAGGUUAUUCGAUGUCUUUGUGGGUUGUACAACGAUGAAGGAUUGAUGAUACAAUGUGACAAGUGUUUGGUAUGGCAGCACUGUGAUUGUGUUGGUGUUUCUGGCAGUGUUGAACACUACUUAUGUGAACAAUGUGAGCCAAGACAAGUUCCCAAGGAAAUUGCUAUGGUACCACAGCCACAUUAUGCCACUCCAGGAUGUGUAUAUUAUCUUUGUCUACAACGAGACGAUCUGAAAGUGAAACAAGGGGAUUGCGUAUACUUGAUGCACGAUAAUUCUCAGCGGCGCAAUGCUGACGGUACACCGAUGAGGGCAUCUGCACGAAUCUCAUCACAUAUCAGCCGAGACAAACUAGACGUCUUCCGAGUGGAAAAACUAUGGAAAAAUGAAAAGGGUGAUCGAUUUGCAUUUGGACACCAUUAUUUUAGGCCUCAUGAAACACAUCAUACCCCGUCCAGAAAGUUCUACCACAAUGAGUUAUUCCGUGUCCCACUAUAUGAGAUUAUUCCAUUAGAAGCUAUUGUUGGAUUAUGUUGUGCAAUGGAUUUAUAUACUUACUGCAAAGGGAGACCUAAAGGUUUUAAAGAAGAAGACGUUUAUAUCUGUGAAUAUCGUCUUGAUAAGACGGCUCAUUUAUUUUAUCCUAUUGGUAAAACAAGAUAUGCAGUUUGUACUAAAUCGUAUGCCUAUGACAAGUUUGACAAGAAAAUCUGGCCUAAGAAGACCUACUCACCGCAUUACGUACCUGAACAUUUCAGGAGAGGAUACGGUGGAAGACCCACUUGGAAAUCAGAGAGAAGCGGAAAUAAGGAUGAAAAUAAUGAUCUGACAAAAGAUGAAACGAGAGAAGAAGAAGUCGACCAUAUGGAAGAGGAUGAGAAAUCACCAGAAGAAAGACACCAAGAAAUGGAAGAAGAAAGAAAGGCCGGAAAGAAAGAAAGAUUAAAUAGUAUCUUACUAAGGUUAUUGUCCAAACUGCCUGGAAAACAAGGAAAAGCAGCUGUUGACGUGACAUAUUUACUAGAGAAAGGUUGUGGAAAAAGACAGCGUAAAAGACCUCCGCUUGCAUUGGACGGAUUUUUCUGA
This is a messenger RNA of Saccoglossus kowalevskii, 8004 nucleotides long. RefSeq lists its product as uncharacterized. Gene Ontology annotation, biological process: regulation of DNA-templated transcription. Gene Ontology annotation, cellular component: nucleus; nucleoplasm. Gene Ontology annotation, molecular function: chromatin binding; histone H3K4 methyltransferase activity; DNA binding. The record is from RefSeq and is a predicted model, not a curated record. Lineage: Eukaryota; Metazoa; Hemichordata; Enteropneusta; Harrimaniidae.